GCUUCGAGGAACCUCGCGGUGCAGAGGCGGAUCUUGGAGCAGUUCCCCUCGCAGGCCGUGGUGCGGCCAGGGGCGGCCAGCUACGUGGCCAAGAAGAGGGGCCGCGGCCAGCGCCCUAGGGGAGAGCGUCGCACGCAGGAGGCUCUCCAGAGAACAGCAUUGAAAGGCUCUGUGCUCAGAAAGGUGGACAGCGGCGAAGAGCUCCCGGAGGAGGAGAAGAUCUUCUACCACGAGUGGGUGAGGGAGCUCCUUGACCACGCGCCGAAGGACCUCCGCAGGGAGGCCAUAGAGCACUGUGAGCGCAACGACGCCCCAAGGGUGCGAGCCAGCGCUCUCUUUCGCGUGCUGAAG
Molecule: messenger RNA, 351 nt
Organism: Prorocentrum cordatum
Lineage: Eukaryota; Dinophyceae; Prorocentrales; Prorocentraceae
Source: the annotation of a GenBank genome assembly